Molecule: messenger RNA, 2319 nt
Organism: Mauremys reevesii (Reeves's turtle)
Lineage: Eukaryota; Metazoa; Chordata; Testudines; Geoemydidae
Gene: CLEC3A
Product: C-type lectin domain family 3 member A
Exons: 7
Coding region: 636-1262 (208 amino acids)
Source: RefSeq, a predicted model, not a curated record
UUUAAGGUCAGAGGAGGUAGCAUGAGACGGCAGCUACCCCAUUCCAUGUGUCCAGGAAAGUGAAUGAAGCAGUCUCUGGGGGAGAGGAAGUUGGUUCUAGGGACCAAUUAAUGACUGUGAGGGGAAAGCUAGAGGAAAACCCAGACCACUGUUCCUUUAAGAGCCCCAGGACCCUAAUCCUUAUACAGUGGGUGGGACAAGACUCACCUAUCGCCGAGGCAACACAAACAGGUGUUUGGGAUUAUUAGACCCACCUGGGAAAGAUUAAGUAUCCGUCAGGUGGCUGGGCAGGUAAUUUAAAAGAAGACUCCAAGCUCAGUCAAGCCGUGGCUUGAGGAAGCUGUGGUUGGGAGCCUAGGAAGAGCAAGUAUGCAGCUAGCCCCCAGCCCUGGGAGGACGACUGUAAAACCCUGAUCUAAAGGGGUAAGAACAGUAGGGUUGCUGGGACCCUGAAAGGAACUCUAACAAACCCACAGCUGCGGAGGAGUCUCAGACCUCAUCUCUACCCUACAUAUCCCUGUGAUCACAUAGGCUUUAUGAGUGUGUAACAGGCCUGAAGAAGUUUGUGGUGCUAAGAGCUUUUUUACCACUCUCCCGCACCCCCAGCUGUUCUGGUUGUGAAGAAAACCUCUCAAAUGGAAAUGGAAUGUAGCUGUGCAAAGAUGUCAAGCAUACUACUGCUGGAUCAAGCUACUGGCCAGGCUUCCAAGUUCAAAGCCAGAAAGCACAGUAAACGUCGAGUGAAAGAAGGUGCACUAGUGUCACAGAGAACUGAGUCUGACCCAGAAAAGGAUGGUGAUCUAAAGACUCAGAUUGACAAGCUGUGGCAAGAAGUAAACUCCCUGAAAGAAAUGCAGGCACUUCAGACAGUCUGUCUUCGUGGAACAAAGAUCCAUAGGAAGUGCUACCUGGCAUCUGAAGGUGCCAAGCAUUUCCAUGAAGCCAAUGAAGACUGCAUAGCCAAGGGAGGGACACUGGCUAUCCCCAGAGACAAUGAUGAAACCAGCUCCCUUCGAGACUAUGGCAAGAAAAGUCUGCCAGGGAUUGCAGACUUUUGGCUGGGUAUCACCGAUAUGGUAAACGAAGGGAAAUUUGUUGAUGUCAAUGGGAUGGCUCUAAACUAUUUCAACUGGGAUCGCUCCCAACCAAAUGGGGGAAAGCAUGAAAACUGUGUCUUGUUUUCCCAGUCAUCUCAAGGCAAGUGGGGGGAUGAAGUCUGCCGUACUGUCAAAAGAUAUAUUUGUGAAUUUCUAAUCCCAUAAUUCCAUUCCCAUUAGCUGAACCAAUAUUUAGUUAUUAAUGUGCAGGUUUUGCAUGUUAGUAGUUCCUCCUACUUACAGUGGUGAAUUGAAAAUACUUAUUAAAAUGCACAUCUCCCACAAUACACAAACCUUGCCCUAAGGCAGGAAUUUUCUUUAUUAAUUUAUUUUCCAUUCAACUGCUAAAAAGGUUGUGUUUAGUGAGGUCUCUCACCAUGCAACUGUCACAUAUGCUGUACGUUUUGUUUUGAGAUGUAUUGCAUCAUAUUUUGCCAUAUUCUCACAGUCCGAUGUUCAUGUUAUCAACAUCAUAAAGUCAAAAUCCAUCUUUCAAACCCACACUACAUAUCUCUAUAGAUUAGUGUUUGCUCGAACCCCCUCCAGAACUCCGGUUAAUAUUUAUGAAAGUUCCAUACAUAGAACAUUCACUAGAGAGUGAAGUUUGCCAGCAUGAGGCUAUGGAAGCAUAAGUAGAACUUUAGUGGUGUAUAAACCGCUGAAAAUGGAUGGAAUUCAUCUGCUGGAGCUCAACAAUGUAGCUCUGAGAUAAGAUUUUGAUCUAAAGGAAGAAAAAAAUGAAUAGAAGCUGAUGUUAUUCUGAAAGAUUAUGGAGUUAAAAAUGACACAUUCCUAGAAAGUGGGGGAAAUAUUCCCACUAGCGAUCGAGACAUCAUGAAACGCCAGCUGUGGAAAUCUUUUGUAUGUACUUGUCAUUUGGAAAACAUUGUCUUUGUGUUUCUGCCCUGACUUGUUUACAUGCAAAUUCCAGUUAAACACCUGAUGUUUGGAAGUGGAGGAAUUACACUGUUUAUUUUGUGCUAUUCUUAAUCUUUCAAAAGAACUGUAAAUAAGUCCUAUACGUAUAGAGAAAUGGAAAUGAUAGAAAAAAAGAAGCCAGCCAUAUACUUUGCUUUGCAUCACCCAAGUAUGCUUUAUCUUAGCGGUAUAUACAAUGCAGUUUGCAAAUAACCUCUUGCAUCCUAGAACCUGAAUUCUGUUACUCGGAGGCCAACUCUUAGUUUUCCUUUUAAUUAUACAAUACAUUUUAAUUGCUAAUAAA